GCAAAAGUUACCCACAUCCAUUUAACACUAACAAUGUCCUAUGUGUCCGUUGUACUAUUGGUCACAGUGAUGUGCAUGUAUGCCGUCAACGCCAUAGAUCCAAAUGACUGUAACUGUGGCAUAUGGUUGGGACUUCAUUGCGGUAGUCGUGCCAAUCAGGUAGCUAACAAUGAGUUUCUUACGGGAAAGGGAUGUCUGGCUAAAGGUUUCUACCAGUGCUCGGAGAUCAACCAUAAGGCCACGUUUAAGGGGAUGUGCCCUAACUGUCGGGAGGCCGCCGCAAACAACUUGGGUCGGGACGUAUGCCUGUCCCCAACCAGCAAUUGGGCGUUAAAACACUAA
Oppiella nova is the source of this 342-nucleotide messenger RNA. NCBI's taxonomy places the organism in Eukaryota, Metazoa, Arthropoda, Arachnida, Sarcoptiformes, Oppiidae. The record is from the annotation of a GenBank genome assembly.